Messenger RNA from Ochlerotatus camptorhynchus, 1028 nucleotides. RefSeq lists its product as uncharacterized. The coding region runs from base 35 to 1003 and encodes 322 amino acids. Gene Ontology annotation, molecular function: phosphatase activity. The record is from RefSeq and is a predicted model, not a curated record. Lineage: Eukaryota; Metazoa; Arthropoda; Insecta; Diptera; Culicidae. The transcript has 3 exons.
GCUAGAUUGAUUCAGUUCGCAAUCAGCCGCGAAGAUGUCCGUCAGCAGUUCACAGUCGUCACCGUCGCCACCAAAAUCUUUGCUGGAUUUAGGACUGGAAGAUAAGCAACGUUUUCUGGAUUCUUUCGAUUACGUUCUGACCGAUUGCGAUGGUGUCGUUUGGAACCUGUACGGACCGAUUGACGGCGUUGGCGAGGCAAUCAGUGCGCUGAAGGGCACCGGCAAGCAUUUGGUCUAUGUUUCCAACAACAGUGUUCGAACGCUAGGGAACUACAAGGAACAAGUGCGAAAGCUAGGACACGAAGUGGAUGAGGCGGACGUGAUUCAUCCAGUCGUUAGUGUGAUUCAAUACUUGAAAUCGAUCAACUUUCAAGGUUUGAUCUACGCGAUAUGCGCUGAACCUUUCCUGGCUGCUCUGAGGGAUGCAGGCUACGAAGUUCUUCACGGCCCGACUGAGCCAAUGCCCGAGGCACUUCGUCUUAUCAUUCCGGUUAUUCACGAUAAGAAACCCGUCAAAGCAGUGAUUGUAGAUUACGAUUUUAAUUGUAGUCAUACGAAGCUGCUGAGAGCUGAACUGUAUUUGAAAACCAAUCCAGAGUGUAUGCUGAUUGCAGGGGCGACAGAUCGCAGUAUAUCCAUUACCCAACAAUUGGAAGUGAUCGGAUCGGGUCAUUAUGUGGACAUACUGGAGAAGGCAACCGGGCGAGAGGCGAUCGUUUUGGGCAAACCAGGACAUCAGCUUGCAAAGCAGUUGAAGGAACAGUACGGUAUGAAGGAUGCCAAACGGGUGCUAUUUGUAGGGGAUAUGAUUGCACAGGAUGUGGCUUUUGGGAAGGUGGCAGGAUUUCAGACACUGCUGGUUUUGACCGGUGGAGCGAAGAAGUUGGACGUUGAGAGGCUGUCGAAUCAAGACCAUGUGCCCGAUUACUACACGGAGAGCUUUGCAGAUUUUGGCAAGCUGAUACAGGAAGUGCUUGAAGCGAAGGGCAAAGCUAGUCUGUAAAAAAAUUAGGAUAGGUUGGAUAUUU